This is a messenger RNA of Colletotrichum navitas, 5722 nucleotides long. RefSeq names its product ankyrin repeat-containing domain protein. The record is from RefSeq and is a predicted model, not a curated record. Bases 134 to 5599 code for a protein of 1821 amino acids. Lineage: Eukaryota; Fungi; Ascomycota; Sordariomycetes; Glomerellales; Glomerellaceae. The transcript has a single exon. Gene Ontology annotation, molecular function: protein binding.
CACCGAUGCCGCCCGCCCAUCGCACCUCUUCCGCCGAGCCUCAAGCCAUGCUAAGACUCAUUCAAUUUGACUCGAUCGUGCUCACUUGAUUCAUUUACUCGCGUAUGAGACGUGUUCGAGUGCGUUCCUAACGAUGGUAUCGGACCAGCGCCUCUGGCAAAGCCUCGCCGAUGUCCAGGCAAAAACAGAGUCGACAUAUCGACAUAUCCGCCAACCAGGCAGUCAUGGCGAGAUCCGGGAAGCACUGAGACUCAUCAGUGGCACGCUCCAUAGCCUCUCUCUUCUUUUCGAAGAUCUUGAAGAUGCGGAUAAUGAGGCACAGCUGGCGUGUCCCGGUUACACCCUCAUCGAUGAAUUAUCCACCACUCUUGACGACCUGAAUCUGGCUUGGUCGACCGCCUCUGGACCAUCGAAAGCAGCAAGCGGACCAACUUCACUACCAGAACUCACGUCUCAAAUACGUAAACUCGAAUUCCAGCUCGCUCCGGCGGUUCAGGCCGCUUCUUGGCCUGCCCUGCUUGUUUGUUUGUCAGCGACUGGGCCUCGCAAACCGCCGCAGAAGCAAGAGCAUGGCGUGACGAACAAACCGGGACUCGACGCUUUAGACAUUGAUCCGGUGGAAUGCUUGUCUGUGUUGCUAAACACCAAAUUUGGCCACAAGUUAGACAGCUGCCACUCUCAUCUGAUGAACGUUGCUAAGAGAGACAUCACGCACCCCGAGUACGCUUCGUGCGCAAGGGCUCUGCCCAAAGUAGCCCUAUCCUACUACCAUUUAGUUGAGGAAGGGCUCCGAAUGCUUUUCCACCCAAAUAAGUCUGCAAACUUCAUGCACUGGCUUCUGGAGUAUGCUCGACAAGAGUGGCCGAACAAGUUCAACCCCAAGUCGGGCGCUGUGUCCAUGUCGCCGCUUCUUCGGCUGAUGUCGAUAGGUUCGGAUGCAUCUGUCAGCCCUCUUCACAUUGCUGCUGCACUGGGUUUACCGCAGUUGUGCGAGCAUCUGAUAAUCCUGGAAAAGCAAGAUGUGAACCAACAGAGUCCUAUGGGGACGCCUCUUUAUUGCGCUCUACUUGGCCCAGCUGCGCUUUUAGCUCGGUCCGCUGACCCGGCUCAGCUGCUAACUGAUUGCCGCCCAGGCGGCUGGCAAGAGUCUACCCUCAACGUUCUUCUGGAUGCUGGUGCUUCGUGCGCGCUGACCCCAGCUGGACCCCAGCAAGAUGAAGAGUUCUCGCUGGGAACUCUAGCGUUCUUAACCUGCCAGUCGAUACAUGCUCCAGAGAUCAUGGUGCGCAUUCUUCGGUCGCAACUUAACCUCGACAAGCGGUUUGUCCAGCUGUUUCACGGAAAGGACUCCAUUCUCCAAUACUGGCCGUCACCGCUGCCUCAGCUAACGCCCUCCUUCCUGGCACCUGUUCUACCCGAAAUUCUCGACCUCGCAGUUUCUCAUUACGACAGCGAACAUGACACCUGGUCAUUAUUGGCGACUGGAGUUUACGAUGUUAUGGAACGUUUCGAUCUCACUGGUCUUUGUUCGGACCGAGGAUCAAGACCCCUUGACAUAUCGGACACGGUCUAUACGAACAUGGUCCGUGAAGCAAUCCAGGACUCCGAUAUUGCAGUCAUCAGAAGGCUAAUCCUGGACCCUCGGUGGGAUCCCAACGCAUCAAUGGAGCACCACUCCAGAAAGCGGUCAAGCUCAACUCUUGAUGAUAAUGCCGCAUUGCCAAAGCCCCUAAAACCCUACACCAUUCUUCACUAUGCAGUUGAGGCCGAUGAAGCCAACCUGGUAUCUCUUAUAUUGGAUUCCGGAGAGGCCAUCGACGUUCACGUACGCAAUCAACAUGACCAAACACCCCUGAUGCUCUCCGAAUCGCCAGAAGUCCUCAAACUUCUCCUCGGUCGCGGCGCAAGAACCACAGACACCGACGAAAGUGGCCGCAACGUCUGGCACUUCGCCGCUGCAAACUCGGACAUCGAUUUGAUCAAUGUCCUUCACGAACACGACGAACACAAGGAUCAAAACCUCAAAGGGCUGAUGAAAAACGGAUCAACACCCAUCGCCCAGUCCAUCAUCUAUCCAUUCAAGCUGAUGAAGAGGAAUCUCAAUUCCAAACCCAAAGACCCCGUCGGGGCUCUUCGUAUGCUUGAGGUCUGCGUACCGAAUGUUGCUUAUCUCCAGAGCCCGACUCCCCUCAUUUUCCUAGCAGCAGAAUGGUGCUCUUAUGAAUUGGUUCGCAAGUUAGUUGACUUUGGUGCCGAUCCCUUUGAAGUGGACAACGACGGCCGGAACGUCCUGCAUUGCCUCAACACUGGUGCCGGUGAGCCUCUGGUCAAAAUGCUCUUAGACCUGAAGGUCGAGCCGCUUUUGACAAGGGAGGGGCUGUCGCCUGCCGAAACGAUGUUUUCAUUUUUCAAUAACUCGGGAUUAAGCGGCAGCGGCCUGAACCAACUCUUUGAAAGCUCCCGGCCGCUCGACGUUGCUGCGUACAACAACCUUCUGACAAGCAACGUCUUACAAUCCCGCAACAGUGACGGUGCUGGGCUCUGGGAGCGUUUUGCUGUUGUAGUCAUCGGCACAUGGGCCUCCGAGUGGCCGUCGGGAGCCAACGCCUGGGUCUCUUUGCACAAUGCUGUCCAAUGCUUGAUCAAGAAGAGAGCGUUGGCAAAAUACGAGGAAGAGAAAGGAGAAUGCGGGCUCAUCCCGGUUCUAUCGAGCUGGGCGAAAAUGGCUUCGUCUCGUGUCAUAACCCCGAGGUGUUUGGAGGAAAUCAUAUUCUCGAUCCUGCAAGCAUCAACCAAAGCUGAUAGCUUCAGAGAGUCAAAGACUGCUGUACAGUGUCUCAAGCUGGCCAUUGAACUGGAUCAUACGGACCUCGUCGCGAAGUUGCUCGACUUGCGUGUUUCAAUACAUGCACCCCAUCAGGGCUUUUCCGCAUUCGAGUCGGCAUUUAUGCCAUUUUCGAGGUGUCAGCCAGCCAUGUUCGACCAGCUCCUUGAGCACGUCGAUGUGAGAAGUCUAGACGACGACAACAAUUUUGGAACCGGAUUGCUCUACAGGCUUCUCGACCCUAGAAUUUUACACAGCGCUCACAAGCUGUCUGCCAUUGUACGUAAGGGAUGUGAUCCCAACGUAAAGACUCCCGGAGGGGUGCCAAUAGUCGUAGCUUACAUUAAAGCGCACCGAACUGACUCUGCGCUGGUCUUACUCGAAGCGGGUGCAGACCCAGCGGCGUUAUCGACGACUGGGUUUAACGCAGCACUUACUGCAGCCUUGCUGGGCAACUUGCCCGUUCUUUGCAAGAUUCAGGAAAUUGACAGCAGCUUCGACUGGGAGAAAACAUGCACUUAUGAUUUCUACGGAAUGACCGACCCGGGGGUCACACUAAAGGAUGACUGCAAUGUGCUCCACUUAGCAGCCUCUAGUGGUUGCUCCGAAGUUAUUCAGUUCUGCCUGGAGGCUUUAGACCUUGAUGUGGACUCGCAAACCGCAGAUGGUUGGCGGCCUAUACACUUUGCUGCCGCCAGUGACGACGGCGACGGGUCUUGCGUCCGGGUGCUCCUGGAGCACGGCGCAGACCCAACGGCCGAGCUCCCAUCCCGGGGUCACUGGGAUCCCCUGAGCAUCGCGGCAAGGAACGGGUGUGAGGUUGUCAAGGCGCUUCUGGAACUCGACUCGGAGACUGUCAACAAAAUGAACGUUCCGGGGGCCUUAAUGGCGGCCUUCCAGCACGAAGACAGAGACGUGAUAGAGCCGUUCCGGCCUUUGAUCCAUGAACUGGUGAAAACAACAGAGAGGAUCAGGGGUCGAGCGAGCCUCAUUGGCGUCGUCCUGGAACUCUUCAUCGAAACGAGCGAGAAGGAGCUGGCUACUAGUGCUCUGAAGAUGGUAGACCCAGAGGACGUCAACUCGAUUCGGAUGAGUUGCGGCGAAUGCUCGCCUCUCGUCCUUGCAGCUGCCCGUGGACAGUUCGCGAUUGGUGAAGUAUUUCUGGAUCACGGCAUGACGACGUGGAGCCGCGCCAACCGCUGCGCGCGGCACUCCAUCGUCGCCCCGAGCUUACAUUACCCUUGCACCGCUUUGCACAUAGCCCUCAUGCUACCCGACCAUAUCCCGAGACAAGACAUGAAAGGGUUCGUCACGUACCUUCUGGGUGCCAUAGACUGGAGCGGCCACGAGUUGAGUCCCUUUCAUUGUGCCGCCAUCGGCAACGUGCCGGACAGGAUGCAUAUGGUUGCCGAUUGGAUCAGAGAGUCUCCUGAGCAUCAUGCGAAGCUUCUCCGUGGCAUGCGGGCAUGGCCAUCAUCACCCGCGAAGGGCAUCUCGGGGUCAUAUGAUCCCGCAUCGAAUCUUGUCGGAACUGACACGCCCGCUGCAUCGGAAUCCGAAGCGGACGUCAUUCUCAGGCACUAUGUCAACCAGCCUGUCGCCUCGCCGGAUCUGCUGCCCAUGUUCCGUAUCGGCCAAACGCCGCUGCUAGUUGCAAUAGAUUCGCUUCAUUGUGGAGCGAUUUGCAGCACUGAGAUGAUUGAAGCCCUCCUGAGGUACGGCGCGGACGUUAAUCUGCCUGGACAGCAGUUCUCCGGCACUCCGCUCAACGAGGUCACAAGCGCCAACCACCUGGAUGGCGCCCGCCUUCUCUUAGCGCACGGGGCGAACCCUAACCUCUGGGCCUCGAGGUCCUCCACCCCCCUGAUCACGGCCGUCUUGGAGGGCCACCUGGAGAUGGCGCAGUUGCUUGUGGAGCACGGCGCCGACAUCCAUGUCCGCAGCGCCAAGGGUGUGAGCCUACUCGGUGUCUGCGGCGAGAGGUCCAGGGACCCAGACAUGUUCAUCUGGCUCAUGGGGCUCGGUCUGGACCCUUACAGGUUCGACAACCAAGGGUACACGCCGAUCCACGAAGUCAUCCUCCGCGGCGGGUUUCCGGGUCUGAUGUUCAACUACGGGUUCGACUUUUCCCGGGUCAGGGACACACGGGCGGGAUUCCUGUCCCUCGUCAUCGAGUUCAGCCGCACGACGGCCAACGAUAUCCUGAAAAGGCUGUUCAGACGCCUCCCUCCAGAGAACGCAGUCCAGCUGGCCAACUCGACACCGGAAACGUUCGUCAGCCCGCUCUGCAACGCCGUGAUCAGGGAGAAGCUUGACUGCAUACCCACGCUCCUUCGCUACGGCGCGAGAAUCGACGUCGAAGGGUCCGUGGAGGGUUCUGCGCUGAUGGUGGCGUGCGCCAAGGGCAAUCUCGAAGCCGUUAAGGCUCUUUUACAGCACGGCGCCAGCAUCUCGUACCAAACGACAGUCGACGGUGCGCCGGUUUUCAGGAGUGCCGUCGAGUAUGCCAGGCCGUUCCCUUAUAUCCUGCACUGGCUUCUCGUGGGCCGACACGUUCGUCUGCGGGGCAUUGAGGGAGCUUCGGAGAGUGCCGGGGGGGCGGAGACGAGACCGUGGAGCGGUGGGCGGGUUGCAGGGUAUGAGCUGUCGGGUGUUGGCACACAUACCGGACGAAGAUCCGGAGAAACGAGUUUGGAGUACCUGAGACGUUUGGAUCGUAUUCGGUGGAGAUUGAGGGGACAGGUGGUUCGAGUGGUGGACUUGGGAUACUGCUGAGAGAACGGAACGUGUUGGGAGUUUUGAUACUGGAAGCUUGAGAAGCUCUAGAUACCCGUACACCGCUCCAGUAUUAUGAAGCGCUUGAUAGUUGAGGUAUUGACAAACCACGUAAGCUCCUGG